Molecule: messenger RNA, 1536 nt
Organism: Camellia sinensis
Lineage: Eukaryota; Viridiplantae; Streptophyta; Magnoliopsida; Ericales; Theaceae
Source: RefSeq, a predicted model, not a curated record
CUCCACAAACCACGGAGGAGGAACUGGAAUACCUUGAAUUGAGGCAGAGAUUAAAAGAAGCUAUCAGAAAGCAGAUUAAAAAGGAAUCUGGUUCUGGCCAUGCAAAUUCCCGAGAGAAAAAGAAGAAAUUGCCAUAUGAUAAUUAUGGAUCCUUCUUUGGGCCUUCACAACCAGUUAUUGCUCAAAGAGUAAUUCAAGAAAGCAAGUCAUUAUUGGAAAACCACCAUUUGGCACCCAAAGUGUCAAAAUCCAAUCAUGAUGUGGGUACCAUAAAAAGCAAGAGCCUUGCUUCAACCACUGCUGGAUCAAAAACUCAAGCUCGUAACCACCAUCCUAAAGUUGUAAAUCAGUUAAAAACGAAAGUCCAGAAACUUAAGGAUACAAGAGAUUAUUCUUUUCUAUUAUCUGAUGAUGCAGAGCUUCCAGCUCCCACAAAAGAUCCUCCAAUUCGAAAUGUCUCUGUUCCAAAUUCUGAGGCAAGAUCAGCUCAAGUGCCACCAAAGAGCAGACAGUGGUCAACUAAUACUGGUAGACAAGUUCCCAAUAGUCGCGAGGAGAGGAAACCUAUGUCAACAGGUAGCCAAACGCAUCCUAAAACUGGGCCGCGCAAGUUAAUUUCUGCCGGUAAGCCCAUUCCAACAUCGGUUGACUCUAGAAAACAGCUUGGAAACAAUAAUGGAAGCGGGCCAGGUCGGCCUCUAGGGCCAAAAGGCUUGCCUUCUAAGAUGCCAGCAGCCACCACAGAGAGGAGGGUUGCUGCACCACAACGGCAGUCUUUGGACCAGAAACCUAGUGUGCACAGGCCCCCUUCUUCGAAGUUGCACUCAUCUGCUCCAAAGCAAGCUUCUGUUCCAAAGCAAUCCUUGGACCAGAAAAAGGAAGUUCAGGGAUCUAGCAGAGGAAAGAUGAUGCCAAAACAGCCAGUUCCAUCCUCUAAACCACAGAUAAACAAGCAACCUGCGAAAAUUCCAUCUUGCCCUCCGUUGAGAGAGGACCACCCAAAGAAGAAGCCUGUCAGACCAUACGACGAUGAUGAUGUGGAUGAUGAUGAUGAUGAAGGUGGAAGAGCAAUAAGCAUGAUUAGGAGUAUGUUUAGGUAUAAUCCAAGAAAAUUUGCCGACGAGGAUGAUGAUAGUGACAUGGAGGCAAACUACGAAGAUAUUAUGAGGGAGGAGCAAAGGAGCGCAAGAAUUGCUAGAAAAGAGGAUGAAGAAGAACUCCGCAAAAUAGAGGAAGAAGAGAGGAGGGAGCGUUUGAGAAAAGAGGCAAAGAAGCGUAAGCUAAGCCAACGAUGAUUAGCUGGUACACAAAAUUUUGUUUGUCGCUAAUUCCUUGUUGUCUAAUUAGCUGAAGUAACAAAAAGAAAAAAGGGAAAUUUUUUUUUCUCCGACCAUCUUUUCUUUUAACUUCUCAGAGUAGAUGCUGCUGCUGAAUUUUAUUGAACUUUUUCAUUUGUUGAAAAAGUGCCGACUGUAGUUAUAGUUUUAAUUUUUGUUAUGGCCGAGGUGGUUUUUUAUUUGAUUUAUAGAUUGAUUA